GAAGGAGGGCUGUGGUUUUGUGAAGUCAGUUCCGGUUGGUGUAAACCCCCUCGGGGCGGCGGCGAACGGAUUUCAGAUGCUUCUGAUUCGCGGUGUGAGAAGCUGAAAGCAGUUCGUCGUGAGAGUUUGGAAGCCGAGCGCUAUCGCCACCGGCGAGGGGAUGGCGGUGACCCGGACCGCGGCCACUGCGGCCAUGGGCAGGCUUCUGGUCCUGCUGCUGCUCGGGCUCACAGCGCCUGCAGCGGCGCUGGCCGGCUACAUCGAGGCUCUUGCAGCCAAUGCUGGAACAGGAUUUGCGGUCGCUGAGCCUCAAAUUGCAAUGUUUUGUGGGAAGUUAAAUAUGCACGUGAACAUUCAGACUGGGAAAUGGGAACCUGACCCAACAGGCACGAAGGGCUGCUUUGAGACAAAAGAAGAAGUUCUUCAGUACUGUCAGGAGAUGUAUCCAGAGCUACAGAUCACAAAUGUGAUGGAAGCAAACCAGCCGGUCAGUGUUGACAAUUGGUGCCGCAGGGACAAAAGACAGUGCAAGAGUCACCUUGUUAUACCUUUCAAAUGUCUUGUGGGUGAAUUUGUAAGCGAUGUUCUGCUAGUUCCAGAAAAGUGCCAGUUUUUCCACAAGGAGCGGAUGGAGGUGUGUGAGAACCACCAGCACUGGCACACUGUCGUCAGGGAGGCCUGUCUGACCCAGGGAAUGACCUUACACAGUUACGGCAUGCUGCUGCCCUGUGGGGUAGACCGGUUCCAUGGCACUGAAUAUGUGUGCUGCCCCCAGACAAAGAUCACUGACUCCACUGUGUCGAAAGAAGAGGAGGAGGAAGAGGAGGAUGAUGGAGACGAUGACUAUGAUAUUUACAAAAGUGAAUUUCCGACUGAAGCAGAUUUGGAAGACUUCACAGAAGCAGCUGUUGAUGAGGAUGACGAGGAUGAGGAAGAAGGGGAGGAAGUGGUGGAAGACCGUGACUACUACUAUGACACCUUUAAAGAGGAUGACUACAACGAGGAGAGCCCCACUGAGCCCAGCAGUGAUGGGAUUAUUUCCGAGAAGGAAAUUACCCAAGAUGUUAAAGCUGUCUGCUCCCAGGAGGCGAUGACCGGGCCCUGCCGGGCCGUGAUGCCUCGUUGGUACUUCGACCUCUCCAAGGGAAAGUGCGUGCGCUUUAUAUAUGGCGGCUGCGGAGGCAACAGGAACAAUUUUGAGUCUGAGGAUUAUUGUAUGGCUGUGUGUAAAACGAUGAUUCCCCCAACUCCUCUGCCAACCAACGAUGUCGAUGUGUAUUUCGAGACCUCUGCCGAUGACAAUGAGCAUGCCCGCUUCCAGAAGGCCAAGGAGCAGCUGGAAAUUCGGCACCGCAACCGAAUGGACAGGGUAAAGAAGGAAUGGGAAGAGGCAGAGCUUCAAGCUAAGAACCUCCCCAAAGCAGAGAGACAGACGCUCAUUCAGCACUUCCAGGCUAUGGUUAAAGCUUUAGAGAAGGAAGCCGCUAGUGAGAAGCAGCAGCUGGUGGAAACGCACCUGGCUCGAGUGGAAGCCACGCUGAACGACCGGCGGCGAGUGGCUCUGGAGAAUUACCUGGCCGCCCUGCAGUCGGACCCACCGCGGCCUCACCGCAUCCUCCAGGCCUUGCGGCGUUAUGUCCGUGCUGAGAACAAAGACCGCCUGCAUACUGUCCGUCAUUACCAGCAUGUGUUGGCUGUUGACCCAGAAAAGGCAGCCCAGAUGAAAUCCCAGGUGAUGACGCAUCUCCAUGUGAUUGAGGAAAGACGGAACCAGAGCCUCUCCCUGCUCUACAAAGUUCCUUACGUAGCCCAAGAGAUCCAAGAGGAAAUUGAUGAGCUGCUUCAGGAACAGCGUGCUGACAUGGACCAGUUCACCGCCUCCAUCUCCGAGACACCUGUGGACGUCCGGGUGAGCUCCGAGGAGAGUGACGAGAUCCUGCCAUUCCACCCCUUCCACCCCUUCCCGUCCUUACCUGAGAGUGAAGACUCUCAGCCGGAGUUGUACCACCCAGUGAAGAAAGGAUCUGGAGCGGAAGAGCAGGACAGAGGACUGAUAGGUGCUGAAGAAAAAGCGAUUAACAGUAAGAGUGAAGUGGACGAGAAUAUGGUCAUCGACGAGACACUGGAUGUUAAGGAAAUGAUCUUCAAUGCCGAGAGAGUCGGAGGCCUUCAGGAAGAGCCGGAGUCCGUGGGGCCGCUGCGGGAGGACUUCAGCCUGAGCAGUAGUGCUCUCAUUGGCCUGCUGGUCAUUGCGGUGGCCAUUGCCACCAUCAUAGUCAUCAGCCUGGUGAUGCUGAGGAAGAGACAGUACGGCACCAUCAGCCAUGGCAUCGUGGAGGUUGACCCAAUGCUUACUCCAGAAGAGCGGCACUUGAACAAGAUGCAGAACCAUGGUUAUGAAAACCCGACCUACAAGUACCUGGAGCAGAUGCAGAUUUAAGUGAGCUGAAGCAUGUGCACUCCUGGUUGGAACGAGGUGGUGCAGGUGGGCCAAAAGAGGUCCAGCAUUUUGGAUCGACUACUGACCAAUGAUUGCUUGCGGAGAAUUUCAUCUUACAUUCAGAACUCCUGGGUCAUUAAGACUAUAAAGUACUACUGUAGAAUUGCAAUUUCCAUUCUUUUAAAUGGGUGAGAAAUGUUAAUAUAACUAUAUGAUAUAUAAACCUUAUGUGAAAAAAUGAUCUAUUGCAGAUAUUUGACUGAUGUAGUGUUCUUUUUUAAAUUAAUCAGAAAUCCAGUUCUAUUGUCUCACACAUGCUCUCUAUAUAAAAGGAAAAUGUUCCAGUUGCAUUGUGUAAAUCAACUCUUUAAGGCUCGCUCAGUGUCCUGAUUUUUAUUUAGAAAAAUUAAAAAGGCAGUAUUCCCUCUUUAAAUGAGUUUCAGAACCUUGCUGAGAAGCUAAAUGAAACAGGGAGCUAGAACUGAGCAUUGAAGCACAUCAUGGCACCCUCUGAAAAAUGAUUUUUGAGUCUGGUGCUUUCACUGCUGGGUAACGUGGUGUUCUCCAUACACGUCCUGUUCCCGAGGAGUUGGAAGGCAUUUAGUUCCAGCAUCUUCUAGUGAGCCUAAUGUACACAGAUUAGGGUCUCCACUGCUGCUUUCCUUCUGAAUCCAAUUCUUCCACAGAAACUAGCCUGUAGUUGUGUAUGACAUUCUCCUGCUAGUCAUCGUUAGUCCCCUUCCAGGUAACGAUCAAAUGUGAUGUCGUUUUCCUCUUUGGACUGUCCGCCCCCACACCCGUUUGUAUUUCUGCUUCUCUGCCCUCCUUAGCUUGUCACCAGCCUCUGGCAUGCCCUCACAGAAGACUGCGUUAAGUAGCUGCUCGUGGCCCAGAAUAGAACAGGGGGAGGUUUGCUUUCGUUUGAAAAGAGGAUAUUCCAAGUUGCACAUGAAAUUGGAUCUGUCAACACUGUGGAAAGCAUUAAGGGUUUUGUUUCCUUCACACGUGUCUUUGUAACACUUGUAUAGUUGUUGUUGAUGCUCACAGCUUUUUCUUCCUUGUUCUGUUGUUUUGUAUUUGUUUUUUUAAGCUGAAGGUUCUGGUAACCUGUGGUAUAUUUUUUUUUCCUUCUAUUUUUCUGUGACUGUUUUGUUUUUCCCCUCUUCCUCCCCUUUGACCCUAUCCAUGUCUCUUACCGCUAUGCACAGAUGAAACUUCACUUCAAACUCCUUAAUAUGAUCUGUGGAGAAUGUACUGUUGAAACACAUCAAUAAAUACUUUAACUUCCA
Molecule: messenger RNA, 3729 nt
Organism: Trichechus manatus latirostris (Florida manatee)
Lineage: Eukaryota; Metazoa; Chordata; Mammalia; Sirenia; Trichechidae
Gene: APLP2
Product: amyloid beta precursor like protein 2
Exons: 18
Coding region: 161-2440 (759 amino acids)
Biological process (GO): axonogenesis; central nervous system development
Cellular component (GO): membrane
Molecular function (GO): serine-type endopeptidase inhibitor activity; transition metal ion binding; heparin binding
Source: RefSeq, a predicted model, not a curated record